AUGUUGAGAGGAUACAAAGUUGCGUCUUCUCAUGUACGGGGGGUUGCCUUUUUUGUACCGUCAAAUAGAAUCAAUGAAUAUUCCAAACGUGAAUUGCAGGAGAAUGCAACAAUUGAAUUAUUUGAAGAUAACUAUAAAAAGCUUAAACAUUACUACGAGGAUAGAUUCCCGGAUAUCAAAUUCAAAAAUGUGAAAACUCAGAAAACACCAUUUGCCAAAUUUUCGUUCAAGCCAAAUGAUGAUACUGUUGUGGCAGCCUUAGAUUCGGUUAACAUUGAUUUCUUCCAAAAUAUUAAUGAAAAAAUACCAGUUGCUGAUGACGUAUUGGCUGAGAGAGAUUUCCGGAAAAUGGUGAAACUUGCACUUUACAACACUAAGGUUCCUAAGCUUUAUAACCUCUUGAAGUGUAACUUGUCUCGUAUCUCCACCUUAAAAGACGAACUGACACCAAGUGAUGUCUCGGUAAUCAUCAGGCGACUAAUAUCAUACCAUGAUAUGGUGUCUAAAAGUGCUAAAUUUAUGACGAAAAAUAGAAAGUACCUCUAUGAAGACAAUGAGAGUUACGUCACUCGCUUGAAUGAGAUAUCUGAUUCGCUUUACACUCAAAAUACCUUGAUUUUCAAUGCCUGUGCUAGAGCUUUUGAUUUAUCAAUUUCGGACUAUGAAGAAAUCGUCAUGUUUCAUUACAGGAAUGGGAAGAUUCCGAAAACAGUAGAGAUAAUUGCUGGACUAGAGAAAAAAGCCCAAGAGGUGGAUUCCAAACUGUACCUUUCGAAUAAGUUAUGGUUUUGCAAGUUGGAUAUACUCUCAAAGACGAGUAACCAAUUUUGGAAGAUUUAUGGUGAAAAACUCUUUCGAAAUGAGAAGAAGGUCGGGUUGAAAAAUAAUUACUUGUAUCCACACCAUGGGCAUAAUUUCCAAAUUUUGCUGCAAAGGUAUGAACAUGACAAAUCAAUAAAUAAUUUACCUGACGAUGCCGAUAUCAUAAACGUGAUUAUCAAAGGUUUAGGUAAACAUUGUGACAUUCCUUCGCUUGAUAAGUUGAUUGAAUCGUAUUGGGGUAUUAAAAUUGAUAGGAUUUCGGAAAGGGGUGUUUAUUUGAUGGAACAUUUCAAUAUCAGAAAAAACGUUAAUGCCCUGAUUUGGCCAAAUGAAAAAAUAAUAACGAGCAUACUGCUAUCAUAUGCAACAAAUGGCGACGUUGCUACAGGUAUCAUGGUUAACAAUAUGAUUUUGGAAAAGUACAACGACAAGAGGAUACUAAAUUCUUUAAACACAAUAAAAUAUUGGGAAUUUGUACUGCGGUGCGUCGGCUUGUAUGGUGAUGCAACAGAGAAGAACAUUGCUAGAUUACUGAAUGAGACAGAAAUCAUCGAUGAUCAUGGCAAUUCUUUACUUGAAAUUAAGUACAGGUUUUUCGAUAUUGUAUCGAACAUGAGUGAAAGAUUCGUAAGGUUUCCAACCAGAGAAAUGUUUCAACUGAAAAUCAGAUAUUCGAGUUCUCAUGAAAUUUUGAAUGGAUUACCUAUUGCCUAUAAGCAGCUAAAUAACGAUGGUUACAACCAUUCUAGAUUAAACUAUCGUGCCAAUCAACAUACUCUCUACAAAUAUGUCGAAGAAUGUUGUAAAGAGCUUGGUAAUAGAGGACUUUUCCUCGAUGCUAAAUCGAUAAUUGAAAAAUACAUAACAUCCAAACAAGAAACAAAGUCAUUGAAGGAUAUGCUAGGUGAGAUGCAAGAGAUUUACGCACGAAAAAGAGUAAAAGAAGACGAGCGCAAACGACGGGUUGAAGAUGAAGAUGAUGACUUCCAACUAUGGUAA
Molecule: messenger RNA, 1821 nt
Organism: Pichia kudriavzevii
Lineage: Eukaryota; Fungi; Ascomycota; Pichiomycetes; Pichiales; Pichiaceae
Exons: 1
Coding region: 1-1821 (606 amino acids)
Source: RefSeq, a predicted model, not a curated record